AAGUCUAUUCUCACCUUCCUUUCCAAAGUACCUUUAAUUGAAGUCUGUGGGUUGAGCAUAAAACUAGAAAAAGAUUACGUUGGGUCUCACGUGGAUUUGUUGGUUUUAACUCUGUCUAAGCUUCGUACACGGCUCGUGUUUCUUCGUCUCACUCCUCCUGGUAUGCUUUCUCUGACUCUCCUGCAUACAAUCUAUACCUUAAGUGAGUUUGGUUGGUGAAAAACAUCUCUAGAGUUUGCAGAAACUUGGAAUUCAUAUUCUGAAGUCGGAAUGAGUUCACUUGCCUUUAGUUCAGUUUCUUUGGAUGGUCGAUGCAUUUGGAAGAAUGAAGUGAAGAGAUCAGAGCUUAGCUGGGGAUAUGGACGGAAAAUGUCUGUUGGAGCUUCGAAAACUAAUUCUCAGUAUUCGGUCAACAUUGGUGUUCUUGGAGCUAGCGGGUAUACUGGUUCCGAGAUUGUAAGACUCUUGGCGGAUCAUCCUCAUUUUCGCAUUACUGUUAUGACAGCGGAUAGAAAAGCUGGCCAAUCAAUGAGCUCUGUAUUUCCACAUUUGAUCAAGCAAGACUUGCCAGAUAUGGUUGCUGUCAAGGAUGCAGAUUUUUCUAAUGUCGAUGCUGUAUUUUGCUGUUUGCCGCAUGGAACAACGCAGGAAAUCAUUAAAGGCCUCCCCAAGAAUUUGAAGAUUGUCGAUCUUUCUGCAGACUUUAGGUUGAGGAAUAUUGACGAAUAUCAAGAAUGGUAUGGACAGCCUCACAGUGCUCCAGAUCUGCAGAAAGAAGCUGUUUAUGGUUUAACAGAGGUUUACAGGAAGGAAAUUCAGAAUGCACGUUUAGUAGCUAAUCCCGGUUGUUAUCCCACUUCAAUUCAACUUCCUCUUAUUCCAUUAAUGAAGGCUAAUCUUAUAGAGCUGAGAAACAUUAUUAUUGAUGCGAAAUCUGGUGUAAGUGGAGCAGGACGUGGAGCCAAGGAAGCAAACUUAUACACUGAAAUAGCUGAAGGCUUUUACUCGUAUGGAGUCACAAGGCAUCGCCAUGUUCCAGAAAUUGAGCAAGGUCUCUCUGAAGCUUCAAAGUCGAAAGUAACAGUGAGCUUUACUCCAAGCCUGUCGCCUAUGAAACGGGGCAUGCAGUCAAACAUAUAUGUGGAAAUGGCUCCAGGAGUAACUGUUGAUGAUCUGAGACAAAAGUUAAGCAUCUCGUAUAAGGGUGAAGAAUUUGUUGGUCUUUUAGAGAAAGGAAUAGCUCCUAAAACUCAACAUGUUCAAGCAUCUAACUACUGCUUUAUGAAUGUGUUUGAAGACCGAAUUUCAGGCAGAGCAAUUAUAAUAUCCGUUAUUGACAAUUUAAUGAAGGGUGCUUCCGGUCAAGCGUUACAAAAUCUCAAUCUGAUGAUGGGAUUUCCCGAGAACACAGGGAUCCCUCGCGCACCUGUUUUCCCUUAGCAACUAUUGGAAAUCAUCCAAUGUAGCAUGUGAGAAAUUAUCAUGUGUUGUACUCUCUGAUACUUAAGAUACCAAGUUCCUAGUAAAAGAAGCUAGGGAACUGUUUAUUAUUCUACACCUAUAAAGAGCUUACUUAUGAAUUGUGGAGGAUCUCGUCUUGUAUUAUGCAAACAUCAGUUACACUCUGAGGUUGGUACUUUUGUUUAUUUGUUAUGUGUUUUUCUAUUUUUGC
Molecule: messenger RNA, 1672 nt
Organism: Papaver somniferum (opium poppy)
Lineage: Eukaryota; Viridiplantae; Streptophyta; Magnoliopsida; Ranunculales; Papaveraceae
Product: probable N-acetyl-gamma-glutamyl-phosphate reductase, chloroplastic
Exons: 14
Coding region: 271-1440 (389 amino acids)
Biological process (GO): L-arginine biosynthetic process
Molecular function (GO): NAD binding; protein dimerization activity; NADP+ binding
Source: RefSeq, a predicted model, not a curated record